Messenger RNA from Encephalitozoon intestinalis ATCC 50506, 1719 nucleotides. RefSeq names its product putative SCP-like extracellular protein domain-containing protein. The record is from RefSeq and is a predicted model, not a curated record. NCBI's taxonomy places the organism in Eukaryota, Fungi, Microsporidia, Unikaryonidae. The coding region runs from base 1 to 1719 and encodes 572 amino acids. The transcript has a single exon.
AUGACUCCUAUUUGGUUAUUUCUAGGAUGUGCUCUCUGUUCUCUUGAAAGUGACAUGCUGAGAUACACAAACAAAUUCAGGAAGGAGCACAACAUGGAGGAACUAUACAACCUACCUUCCUUGCAGAAGGCUGCGGAUCUGCAAGUGCUGCACAUGUGUAAGAAAUCCAAGCUUACACAUGACGGACCAAGCGGAGAAGGAUUUAACCUUGCAGGAAGGUUGAAAAAGUUUGAUUUUGUCGGACUCAACAUAGGAGAGAAUAUAGCUAAGCAAGAGAAUGAUGACUAUAAGGAGGUGGUUAAACUUUGGAUGAAGUCUGAAGAGCAUAGAAACAACAUUCUCGGAGACUAUGUAUACUCUGGGGUUUCCACAUGUAUUGGGAAGGAUGGGAACAGAUAUUGGGCCCAGGUCUUCGGGAAAGACAUCAGUAACACAAAAAUUGCCAAGAUGAGGAAUGAGGGGAAGCCACUGAUUUGCCUGGAGUGCAAUAUGAAAGAUGAAGACAAAUCGGAUAGAGAAAGAAAAACACAUGAAGAAGGAGAAGACCUCGGAGUCGGAGACUACAUAAUGGUGGUUCCUCCGGAGUAUGGAAAAGAACCAGAAAAAAGAGAAGGAUCUUUUGGAGGAGUUUAUGAAGAUGCUCGGAAUGAAAAUGUUGGUUCUAUCGAAACUCAGCCGGAUGUAGAGAGUCCUAGCAGAGGAGGAAAACGGAUACCUGAAAUAAGCUUAGGUAGAAAGAGGUAUCCGGGACAGAACAUUGUUCGAAGACCUAAGUAUUCGUCCUCCCACGAGCGCAAUACUAGGAAGGAGGAAAGAGAAUUGUUAAGUCUAGGAGAUUAUCUUAUUCCACCACAGAGCGAAAGCACCGAGCAUCCAAAAACUAGCACUUCGACUUCAGAGAGUUUGUAUUCAACAACGACUCAAAAAACAGUCUCCACCGUCACUCCAAGCACCAGCAUCCGAACCUCAACAAUACCAAUCUUCACACUUGUAUUCAAGGACUCGGGAAAUUCCACUGUGGUUCCUGCACUUCAAUCUUUGAUUGAUGCAAUCAAAGGAACAUCUUCUCAGGAGAAGAGUAGCAGUAGCAAGACUGUCUUCUCUGUGGGGUCGACACUUUAUUCUACUUCGGGGAUAAGCACUUUCAGUUCAAGCAUUCAGUCUCCUUUGUCUAGUACUACACAAACAUCCUCAUCUUCACUAAGCAGCAAAGAAGCAAUAUCCACAGUUACAGUCACUUCAACCGCUCGUGAGUCCGUCACAGUGUAUCUCCCCAAAUACCAGAUAACGACAACGACAACGACCGUGCCAUCGGAAAGAAAGGAUUCCAAGGCCCCACAGAACAGAGAUGGGUCUUUCAACCAGGGAGGUCUAAGGAUUGAGUCCCCAAAGCAUCUGGAGUUCAUUGGGGGAGCUGGAAGCGGAGGAAGCAUAAGCCCUGUUGUAAAGUUGGAUGACAGACAUAAUGCAGGACAAAACGAAAAGGAAAAUGACUCUGGCAACGAGGGAGGAUGCAAGGAAGGAUACAACAACGACGGAAGCUGUAUACUUUCCAAGUCGCUGGAUGAUUUGAAGCUCAAGGAUACCCUCGAGAAUCUGGUUCGAAAGGGAAAGAUCCAUCUUCAUAUUCUGUCGGACGAAGACUGCGGAGACAAGGAGGAAUGUUAUGAAAGCAAAAAUAGAGUUGACAUAGGAAUUCCGUUUUCUUAUAAACUUUAA